AUGAGACUGUCAGCUGCUAUAAUGGCCACCCCCAGUGUCCUGGCUUUUGAUGCUGAGGGUCGCGCCAUUGACUUUGCAGUCUGGGUCGAGGACCUGCAGCUGUACUUACUGUGCGAUGCGAUAGAUGAGGUUUCUCUCUUUGACUUUGUCUCUGGCGCUAUCCCUGCCCCUCCUGCUGAUGCUGACCCCACUGUUCGCUCCAAAUGGGCCACACGCGAUGCUGCUGCACGUCUUGCUGUGCGUCGCCACCUCCCUUCCUCCGAGCGUGCGCACUUUAGUCAGUGCAAGACCGCUCAGGCCUUGUACGACGCUGUAGUUGCGCGCUACUCCUCCCCUUCCUCCGCUACGCUGAGCCGCCUCAUGCUACCGUACCUCUUCCCUGACCUCGCUGCCUUUCCCACAGUCGCUGACCUCUUUACCCACCUCCGCGCUAGUGACACUCGCUACCGCGCUGCGCUUCCUGCUGACUUCCGCGCCGCAAACCCUCCUCCCAUGUACAUCACUCUCUACUUUCUAGUCACCCGUCUCCCUGAGUCCCUUCGUGCCGUUAGGGACCAGUUUCUCUCUGUCUGUCCCACCACCCUCACUGUCGACCUCCUUGAGAAGUCCCUGCUAGCGGCUGAGAAGAGUAUAGUCGCUGUAGGGGCCUCUCGUGGUGACCCUCGCACCCCCAUCUUUGAGGGGUCUUCUCCCUCCCCCCUGUUACCCUCUGUCGCCUCUGCUGCUGCGGCCGACCUCGUUGGUUUGGAGUCGGUCGGUGCGGCGUCUGCCCCCAGCGGUAGGCGCCGCUCAGGCAGGGGCAAGGGGGGCAAGGGAGCGGGUGGAGCUAGCGGGGGCAGUGGCGGAGGAGGUGGGGGCGGCGGGGGGAGUGGGGGUGGCGGUGGAGGUGGUGGCGGGAGUGGAGGUACUAGUGGCGGCAGUGGAGGCGGAGGUGGUGGCGGAGGUGGCGGUGGGAGCAGCGGGGGCGAGGGUGGCGGUGGCGGUGGUGGCGGCGGAGGCGGGGGUGGCGGUGGUGGAGGUGGUCGGAGUGGCUCGUCCCAGCGGAGCAGCACUGGGGGUGGUCAGCGCCAGCAGCAGCAGCAGCAGCGCUCUCGCGACAUCCCCGCCCCUCAGCAGCUCCGUGAGUGGUACUCGCAGCGUCAGCGUGGUGGGGCGUUCGGUCCCUGCACCUACGUCCUUCGCACCGGCGACCGCGCGGGUGAGCAGUGUGGGGGCACCCACACCGCCCGCCGCUGCUUUGCCCGCUUGACCGACGCUUGGCGCCAGCAGUUUCCGGAGGCCUCUGAGAUCCCCCGCUGGGGAGAGCUGUCUAGGGCUGGUGUAGCUAUCUUUGAUCUUGACUUUGAUGCUAUCCUUGCUGCCAUGUAUGCUGUGACUGUUAGUGAUGAGGGUGACUGUUACCGGUGUUUCCCGCCCGACCCGGGCAUUGGUACUGCUGUGUCAGGUGCCAGUGAGGCUGCUGCUCUAGGUGCCAGUGCGUCUGUGCUCUCAGGUACUAGUGAGUCUGCACUCUCAGGUACUGUGUCGGCUUCGGCCUCUCACACCUUCACCCUUGACUCUGGGGCGUCUCGCUCCUUCUUUCGGGACCGCACCACUCUCACGCCGCUUAGUCGGCCGGUUGCGGUGUCCCUGGCUGACCCCUCUGGGGGUCCUGUCCUGUCUUGUUUCUCCACAGUCCUCCCGUGUCCGGCGGCUCCCUCUGGCACCCUGACUUGUCUCUACCUCCCCUCGUUCUCUACAAACCUGGUGAGUGGUGCUGACCUACAGGAUGUGGGUGUCCACCAGUUCACUCCUGCUCGUCAGCGGGUGACACACUGCACAGAGGCCAGCAUAGGUCGCCACCUGGCUACGUUUACACGUCACCCAGGGUCGAGCCUGUACACACUGACCACUGCUUCUCCUCCAGGUGCUGAGUCUGGUAGAGUCCCUUCGUCUGGUCAGGUGUUUGCUGCAGCGUCCAGGUCUGGUCCUGAGUCUGCCCCCUGUUCGUGUCGCCGUCUGUCUCACGAGACCCUCCUCUGGCACCACCGCCUUGGCCACCCCUCUCUGCUUCGGCUCAGAGGCAUGGCCUCCCGUCUUCUUGUGUCUGGUCUCCCCCGGUCCCUCCCUCCCCUUCCUCAGGGCCCUGGCCCUGCCUGUGUCCCCUGUGUCGAGGGGCGCCAGCGUGCUGCCCCUCACUCCUCCCAGUUUCCUCCGAGAGAGGCUCCGUUGCAGACGCUUCACAUGGACGUGUGGGGUCCUGCCCGCGUCCGUGGACUCGGUCACGAGCGCUACUUCCUGUUGGUGGUUGACGACUACUCGCGUUACACCACAGUCUUCCCCUUGCACAGCAAGGGUGAUGUCACUGAGGUGCUGAUCGACUGGAUCCGCGCAGCUCGUCUCCAGCUCAGGCAGAGCUUUGGCUCGGACUUUCCUGUGUUGCGUCUGCACUCGGACAGAGGCGGAGAGUUCUCGUCUGGCCUUCUGCGUGCCUACUGUCGUGCGCGAGGCAUCCGCGAGACCUUCACGCUUUCGGACUCACCGCAGAAAAAUGGGAUUGCAGAGCGCCGCAUUGGCAUGGUCAUGGACGUCGCUCGUACGUCUAUGAUGCAUGCGGCUGCCCCCCAUUUUCUGUGGCCGUUUGCGGUCAGGUACGCGGCGCAUCAGAUCAACCUCCACCCCAGGGUCUCCAGGCCGGAGACCUCCCCAGCCCUGCUGUGGACGGGGAAGGUUGGUGAUGCGUCGGCGUUCCGGGUCUGGGGAUCUCGGGCGUUUGUCCGCGACUUGUCUGCGGACAAGCUGUCCCCUCGCGCUGCUCCCUGCGUCUUCCUGGGGUUCCCCCCCGACGCCCCUGGGUGGCAGUUCUACCACCCCACCUCUCGACGUGUUCUGUCCUCCCAGGACGUCACGUUCGACGAGUCGGUACCCUACUACCGCCUCUUCCCCUACCGCACUCCGUCCCUCCCCCCGCCCCCGCUCUUCUUGCCUGUCGAGGUCACUGGUGACUCUGGUCCUGCUGCGGGAGCUGAGCCUGGGGGUGCUGGGACUGGAGGUGCUACGCUUGGGGGUGCUGAGCCUGGGUGUGCGGAGUCUGGAGGUGCUGAGCCUGGGGGUGCUGAGCCUGGGGGUGCUGAGCCUGGGGGUACUGAGUCUGGGUGUGCUGAGCCUGGGGGUGCUGGGCCUGGGGGUGAUGAGCCUGGGGGUGCUGAGACUGGGGGUGCUCCGCCUGGAGGUGCUUUGCCUGAGGGUGCUGAGCCUGGAGGUUCUUCGCCUGGUGGUUCUCCGCCUGGAGGUGCUUCGUCUCGUCGAGAGCCACUCUCCCCACAGGAGCUUCGUGAGUGGUUUGCCCGGCGCUGGAGGCGUGCUGCUGGUGCUGGAGGUUCUUCGGCUGCAGAGGGUGCUGCUGCCGCGCGUCCCGGAGGUGCUCGUGCUGUGGGUGCUGGAGCUGCUGGGCCUGCGGGUUCUCCUGGAGCUGGUGCUGCUGAGGGUGUUGGCGCUGAGACUACCGCUGGCGGUCUGACUGGCGGUGCUCCUGGUGCUGCUGGGGGUUCCGGAGCUACUGGAGGUGCUGCUGGAGGUUCUGGAGCUACUGGAGGUGCUGCUAGAGGUGCUGCUGGAGCAAGUACUCCUGCUGGGGGUACUGGUGCUGUCCCUGCUUCACAGCUACCGCCUGCCUCCCCUUUGCCUGCUCCUUCUCCCUACGCUGGUCCGACUGGAGGUCUUACUGAGCGUCAGUCGGACUCUCUUCGUGCUGCCAGUCCUACUGUCACGCGUCUCCUUGCUACUGCUGUCACUGACCCUUCUUUCGAGUCUUCUGCUGCGUCUGCCCUUGUCACUGAGCUCGUCGACUUUGCUGCGCGCUGUCGUCUAGACUACGUUGCUAGUCUUGUCGCUGAGUCUGAGUCUACCUGUCCUCCGUCCGUCGGGGGUGAGUGUGCCCUUGGCACGGACGUCCUUGAGGACAGGCAGGAGGAGUUCCAGUGUCUGGCCGCCGCUUCACCUCAUCUCGCGUCUGUACUGCUAGCCCCUGAGGGAGACCCGGAUGCACUUGACAUCCCGACUCCGCGCUCUUACGCGGAGGCGAUAGAGGGUCCCUACUCCUCUCAGUGGCAGGCAGCUAUGGAUGCAGAGAUGGCUUCCUGGAAGUCCACAGGCACCUACGUUGACGCUGUUCCCCCUCCUGGGGCGAACAUCGUCAGUGGCAUGUGGAUCUUCAGGGUGAAGCGGCCGCCGGGUUCUCCGCCUGUCUUCAAGGCGCGUUACGUGGCUCGUGGUUUCAGUCAGCGGCAGGGAGUUGACUUCUUUCAGACCUUCUCCCCGACCCCGAAGAUGACCACUCUUCGGGUACUACUGCACGUCGCUGCUCACCGUGACUACGAGCUGCACUCUCUCGACUUCAGCACUGCUUUCUUGCUGGGCAGCCUGCACGAGGAGAUCUGGCUGCGCCGCCCUCCUGGCUUCACUGGGACUACGCUGGCGGCACUUGGGUUUGCUCCUUCUACUGCCGACCCGUCGCUGUUUCUGCGCACCGACACCUCUCUGCCGCCGUUCUACAUCCUCGUGUACGUCGACGACUUGGUCUUUGCCACAGCUGACACUGCUGGACUCGCCUACGUGAAGUCCGAGCUGCAGAAGAGACACACGUGCACUGAUCUGGGUGAGCUGCGCAGCUACCUUGGCUUGCAGAUCACCCGGGACAGAGCACGCCGCACCAUCACCCUGACUCAGUCACACAUGGUGCAGCAGGUCCUUCAGCGCUUCGGCUUCACGUACUCCUCGCCUCAGGCCACUCCUCUGCCUACUCGCCACUCGCUCUCAGCUUUGCCUUCGGAUGAGUCCGUAGAGUCGAGUGGCCCGUAUCCAGAGCUUGUCGACUGCCUCAUGUACCUGAUGACCUGCACACGACCUGACCUUGCAUACCCUCUUAGCAUUCUUGCACGCUAUGUUGCUCCUGGGAGACACCGACCAGAGCACAUGGUUGCAGCGAAGAGGGUGUUGCGCUACUUGUGCAGUACGUCGGGCAUGGGGCUAGUGCUUGGAGGGCGCAGUCCAGUGGUCCUCACUGGGCACGCGGACGCUUCUUGGGCUGACGACCAGGCUACACAGCGGUCGUCACAGGGUUACACCUUCAGUCUUGGUUCCGGCUCUGUUUCGUGGCGGGCUACCCGCUCGUCUUCUGUUCUCGGCUCCAGUUGUGAGGCUGAGAUCUACGCCGGGGCUAUGGCUGCACAGGAGCUUCGCUGGCUCACCUACCUGCUUACCGACCUUGGAGAGCCGCCUCGUUCUCCUCCAGUCCUGUACGUAGACAACAAGGCCAUGCUGGCCUUGUGUCGAGAGCAGCGACUGGAGCACAGGACAAAGCACAUUGCUCUCCGCUACUUUCUUGCGCGUGAGCUGCAGCAGCGUGGAUAG
Closterium sp. NIES-65 is the source of this 5391-nucleotide messenger RNA. The record is from the annotation of a GenBank genome assembly. NCBI's taxonomy places the organism in Eukaryota, Viridiplantae, Streptophyta, Zygnematophyceae, Desmidiales, Closteriaceae.